Messenger RNA from Pistacia vera, 936 nucleotides. RefSeq lists its product as uncharacterized. Bases 1 to 936 code for a protein of 311 amino acids. Lineage: Eukaryota; Viridiplantae; Streptophyta; Magnoliopsida; Sapindales; Anacardiaceae. The record is from RefSeq and is a predicted model, not a curated record. The transcript has a single exon. Gene Ontology annotation, molecular function: zinc ion binding; nucleic acid binding.
AUGUGGGCAGUCAAGAUGAAAGCAUUCCUUCGUGGACAGGGUUUGUGGCAGUACGUGGAAGAGAAUCGUCAACUGCCUCACUUGGGACCAAAUCCCACCCUGAAUCAAAUCAGGAUGCAUGAAGAAGAGGUUGCUAAGGCAUCGAGAACUCUCUCUCACAUUCAUGCAGUAGUGACUGACCUUGUAUUCACAAGGAUCAUGGCGCAUGAAACACCAAAGGAAGCAUGGGAUAAGUUGAGAGAAGAGUAUACGGGUAGUGAUACAACAAGAGGCAUGCAAGUGUUGAACUUGAGAAGAGAGUUUGAGUUGCUGAGAAUGCAAGAAACUGGGAAGGUGAGGGAGUAUGUUGAUAGAUUAAUGAGUGUGGUUAAUAAAAUUAGAUUGCUUGGGGUGGAGUUGACGGAUAGACGAAUUGUGGAGAAAGUGUUGGUGAGCCUACCUGAAAGGUUUGAGGCUAAAAUCUCCUCUCUUGAGGAUUCUAAAGACCUGACUCAAAUAACACUUACUAAGCUGGUUCAUUCCUUACAAGCUCAAGAGCAAAUGAGGCUUUUGAGGCUGGAAGACACAGGUGAAAGUGCUAUGGUUGCAACACAUAAAGGAAAGUUUGUACAGGGAGGAAAUAAGAGAAAUGCAGGAGACAAGAAAGGAAAAGAGAAGGCCAACGUUCAGUGGAACAAAUCUGGUGGGAUAAAAGAGUAUCCAUCGUGUUCCCACUGUAAGAAAAAGGGACACUCAGAAAAAAGGUGCUGGUUUAGACCAGGAAUUCAGUGUAUAGCCUGCAAACAAUUCGACUAUAUAGAGAGAGUUUGUAAAAAUAAAGGGGAAUCCUCUCAGCAGCAAGCUCAGAUGGUUGAAGAUGUGCAGCAAGGGCAGGAAGCUGAGCAAUUAUUUAUGGCAUCCUACGAGACGCCUCACCAUGCAAUGAAACCUAGUUGA